GAAGUGAACAAACGUAAUUCGGUCAGACUAGAAACAACAAUACAAAAUUCUGAAUCAGUGCUAGCUUUUAAAAGGAAAUUGUUAUUCAAAUGGCUGAUUUUAUCACAUUAUCUGAUAAGCACUCGAACUGUAUCACCCUUCGAACAUGAAACAGCAACAACAAUGCGAUGAUUCGAUCGCCGACAAGCGCAAAAACGUAUCGCAGAUAACAUUAUUAAGUAUUUUCUACGUGAGUGCGACGGUCCCUGUCACCUAAACCUAUAUAAAACAAAAAUGGGCGUGAAAAACGAUUUCAAAAAAGAGUUUCAAGCGUCGAAUUUCAACUUAGAACAUGAUAUUACUCCUGACUUUUAUUUAGGAUGCUGGCAGAGAAAUCGAUCGUGUGUGCCGUUGUUGUGUGUGCGUGCAAUUUUGUGUGCCGGGAAUAUCGCCAUAGUGAUAGCGUCCUGGGCUGUGUUGGCUAAUGUUUUGAGCAGCUAUGGGUUCUGGUGGAUAUAUCUGACGCACUGGGGCAUUAUUGCUAAUGCCCUAACAGCGAUACUUGCGUUUGCAAUAUCUCUUAAAGUUUACUUAGGUGGUCCUAUAGAUAGUGCUUUUGGUCUCCCGUGGUACAUAAAAUUAUACUGGUUCCUGUUUAAUGCUUCAGUGCCGGUGGCUUUUAUGAUAACCGUAUUUUACUGGACUUUCAUCAGUGGAGCAUUUGAUAUUCCCGGCUUGGAUAUGACACUGGAUAUAUUUGUCCACGGCAUCAAUUCUGUGAUGAUGUUUGCGCUAUUGAUCUCCGCGAGGCACCCGACCCGUCUGCUGCACUUCCACCACACGGUGGCGUUCGGCAUAUUCUACCUCAUUUUCAACCUGAUCUACUACUUUGCUGGAGGACUUGAUCCGAACGGGAACCACUGGGUAUAUCCCAUGCUGGAUUGGUCGAAUCCGGGCCCCACGAUCGGGGUAGUCGUGGGAGUGGCCAUUGGGCUCAUUAUACUGCACGGACUGGUCGCCCUCUUAUCGCUGUGUAGGAACCACUUAAGUCAGCGGUAUAGGAAAGAAAACACUUUCUCUGUUUCUGGAUGAAAGGAAUAAAGCUUGCAAAGUGU
Messenger RNA from Cydia strobilella, 1094 nucleotides. RefSeq names its product protein rolling stone-like. Bases 274 to 1071 code for a protein of 265 amino acids. Gene Ontology annotation, cellular component: membrane. NCBI's taxonomy places the organism in Eukaryota, Metazoa, Arthropoda, Insecta, Lepidoptera, Tortricidae. The transcript is spliced from 4 exons. The record is from RefSeq and is a predicted model, not a curated record.